UUACUCCUGCCGCAUCUUUCCGCAUCGACACGCUUAUUAAACUUCCCCAAAACUAGCAUGCACAGACACGAGCAUGCCUUGAUGUACAUCUCCACGUACUCAUCCACGCCUGUAUCUGUUUACGACGCAUUCAACUCUCCAGCACCGCCCUGCUGAACCCCAUUCAAGCGCCACUAGUCCGACGCCCAAGCCUACGAGUCCGCGAGCCAUCUCGCCAACUCGCCAGAUCUCAAUCGAGUCACGCGCACCGCCCGCCGCCCCAGCACGGUCGUCUCCGCCCCGCCCUUUUCAAACAGCGCGUUCAUUGCCAUUCAUUGCUUGGCGGUCCGUGCGCAAGUGUAUCGCCCUCCGCAUCUCCUACUUAUACCUCGCGUCGCCGCUAACGCUGACCCACCCACUCACCACCCCAUCCGCAACUGUCAUUACAUCCAGUGUCCAUCUCUGCCAACUAUACCCAGACAUCACACGACCUCGUCUCUCCCCUCCACCCCCCAUGCCCGUCACGCCCGACGAGUUCCGCACGCACGCCAACGCGUUCGACGCGGCUUUCGCCGACUCGAUGCGCGAGCAGUUUGGCGAUGGUGUGCCCGCGUACGGCGCAGCCCACUUCAGCUUCGACGAUGUGCAAGAUACCCCCGGCCUCCCAAUCUCCGACUACGCGUGGAAGGGGAUAUGCACGCCUGAGACGAAGCGGCGGCAACGGAUCGUGGAGGUGUUCCACCAAGCCAUCGCGACGAAGAACACUGAGGUCGUGCACACGAUGGUGAACCGCGGCUUUGUGUCUCCCGACGUGCCCGCCGAGGACGGGAGCACGCCGCUCGCGGCCGCCGUCGACGCGCGCAACCUCCUCAUGGCCAAGCUCCUCCUCGACCUUGGCGCGGACGUCAACCUCGUUGCGGCCCGCCGCGACCAACACCUCCCGCGCUGGCGGCGCAAGCGGCACGGCGUGACGCCGCCGGAGCGGCAGCGCACGCCGCUGAUGCUCGCGGCUGCCGAGGGGCAGCUCGCCAUGCUUCGCCUCCUGCUAGACGCGGGCGCGGACGACGCACUCGUCGCGCCCGACGGGCAGACGGCGCUCCGUCUCGCCGCGGACGCGGGCCACCGCGACCUCGUCGACGCGCUCCCCGCGCGCCGCGGCGGCGCAUGGCGCCGCUGGCGCCACCACAACGAGCGCUCCGUCUACCGCGCACGCUCCGCCGUUAUGGCGCUGUACUACUUCGCCCGCUUCUUCGUCUGGGACGUCCCAAAGUACUUCCUCUGGACGGUGCCCAAGCGCGUGGGAGAGCGCAUGGGGCGCGGCGCCAAGUGGCUGUGGGCGGAGACCAAGGUGCUCGUCGACGAGCUCGCCGGCGCGCUGCGGCGCGAGAUCAAACUCCUCCCCGGUCGCUUGCGGGCCGCGGCAGCGUGGAUGCUCGAGCAGAUCCGCGCUAUGCCCGCGCGCAUCAACCGCGGAUCCAAGGCCUUUGCGCGGUUCGCGCGCGCCGCAGGCUCGGCCGCAUGGGAGGUGAUCAAGGCGACGCCGGCGUGGGUCGCCGAGCAGGGGCGCCGCGCCGCCGUCGCGGCCGGCUAUGUCGCGCGUUGGACCGCCGACGCGGCCACGUGGACUGGGCGAAAGCUCGCUGCCACGCCAGGCGCGUUGUGGCGCGCGACCAAGACCACGGCACGGUGGACGCGCGACUUCCUGAAGGCUACGGCGAAGCUGCUGUGGCGCAUGAUCAAGGCCCUUCCUGCCGCGCUCGCGGUCGUGUGGGCAUGGAUCAAGACCAGCUCUGUGGCCAUCGGAAACGCGCUCGUCGCCCUCCUCGCUAAGCCUAUAGCACUCCUCCACACCGCCGCUAUGGCUGUCAUCUCGCUGCUACAGCGCGCGCGCAACGUCACCCUCCGCGAUCUCUGGAACGCUUUCAUUGCCAUGAUGGCCGCUAUUGCCAAUGUGCCGCGCCAGAUCUGGCACGCUCUCACCGCCCUCCAGGAGGUCUCGUUCAAGGUAUUCGCCAAGCUGUUUGGGCUGCUCGGCGUCGUCGUCUGGGCCAUCGGAUGGGUUGUCGUUCAGAUCGUCCUGUACAUUCCCCGCCAGCUCGGCGUCAUCCUCGUCGCUGCCGGGAGCUCGGUCAAGAAAGGCGGGCACGAGGUUGCGGUGUGGAUCAACCCCAAGUACUAGUGGUUGCGGGAAAGAGGAGACGUCGGCGCAGAGCAGGAUGCAGUAUAGACACUCGUUAGCUCAACAUAGACAUGUUAGUAAUAUGUAUCACAACGCUGGAGACUCCAGCCCCCGUGCUCGUCUGCUAGGCCAAUGGUC
Cutaneotrichosporon oleaginosum is the source of this 2296-nucleotide messenger RNA. RefSeq lists its product as uncharacterized. NCBI's taxonomy places the organism in Eukaryota, Fungi, Basidiomycota, Tremellomycetes, Trichosporonales, Trichosporonaceae. Gene Ontology annotation, molecular function: protein binding. The record is from RefSeq and is a predicted model, not a curated record.